ACUUGCUGUGGAGUUGAGCCGCCUGUUGCAUGCCAUGGCCGCUUUAUGCCGGAUACUUCUCCUUUUAUCUGUGGCUGCGGCCUCUGCGGCGGCACACAGGACCCAGCGGACAAAAAGAGGGUUACUGGAGUUGGCAGGAGUCAUCAAAUGCAGCACGGGGAGAUCCGCCCUGGCUUACAUGAUGUACGGAUGCUACUGUGGACUUGGGGGUCAAGGUUGGCCCAAAGACAGGGCAGACUGGUGCUGCCACAGACAUGAUUGCUGUUAUGGAGAUGCAGAACGUCUUGGCUGCCAAACCAAAACAACCCAGUAUCAGUGGACGUGUGAGGACAAGAAAGCUGAGUGUGAUGAUUUGAAAGACAAAUGUGAAAAGCUGCUGUGCAAGUGUGACAGAAACGCUGCCAGAUGUUUGAGGAAAGCACCUUUCAUCCGCAAAUUUGCCCUUUGGCCUGAUUUCCUCUGCGGUCACGAACACCCAAUGUGUAAUAUUUACUGACACAUAUGAAUGCAUGUCUUCUGUGCCUAUUGUAAAUAUAACAUGCAACAGUAACAAUGGUAAUAUCAUACGUAUUUGGCUUGUAUCGUGUUGUUGUUUUUUAUUGUCAUCAGGCUCUUUUUAUUAAAUUGUGAAAGAAUACAAUGAGUUGUGCUAGGGGUAAAAUAGUGUUGUGUUUUUGCAGACAUUUUUUUAUUGAUUAUGUUGUUCUAAUAAAAGACAAAAUGAAAACCUA
This is a messenger RNA of Anoplopoma fimbria (sablefish), 731 nucleotides long. It is a transcript of the gene pla2g10, whose product is annotated as phospholipase A2 group X. The coding region runs from base 35 to 496 and encodes 153 amino acids. The record is from RefSeq and is a predicted model, not a curated record. NCBI's taxonomy places the organism in Eukaryota, Metazoa, Chordata, Actinopteri, Perciformes, Anoplopomatidae. Gene Ontology annotation, biological process: arachidonate secretion; phospholipid metabolic process; lipid catabolic process. The transcript has 4 exons. Gene Ontology annotation, molecular function: calcium ion binding; phospholipid binding.